UUUUUGGAGACACCAAACUGUACUUGGAUACUUGGACAUCGUCUCUAUUCAAGGAAAUACAAAAAGAGAAGACCUUUCAAUUUCACAAGGUUCCGUUAGUUUGAGCAAAGAAGUAAGGAUCAUGGAGGUUGAGUUGGGGCUGAAGAUCACAAGAACCAAAGACGAUAACACUUCCGUUUCUGAUUUUCAGUUUGCCAAAGACAGAUCUGGACCUGUCUUCUUUUCCAAAGAAACUGAUUCAAAGCUCAUCCUCACUGCACAUCUUAAAGGGUAUAAGAAAGAGGACAUUGACAUCAAUAUCAGUAAAGAUGGGAGUGAGAUUUCGGUGAGUGGGGAGAAGGAGGUGCAGGAAAUGCAAAUGAUACCGUUCAAGAAAGAGGUGAAAACCAAAGGGUUUGCGAAGAAGUUUAGAAUUCCUGAUAGGGUGGUUUUGGAUCGGAUCAAGGCUAAGUAUAGCGAAGUGGAUGCAGUGUUGACAAUUGUGAUGCCAAAAAUGGAAUUGGGAAAAGGAGUGACAGAAAUUGAGGAGGUGCAGGAAAGAGAAGAGGUGGAUAGCGUGACGGCAGAGCCAGAAAAGAUUGAAGAAGAAACAGCUCCAGUGAAGAAGCCCGAAAAACCAUGGACUCCUUGUCCUCCUUUCUAUUUUGGAGGAUCAACUUUGCUUCUAACUCUUCUAUUUCUUGUAAUGCACUAUAUUAGAGCCAGAAAGAGUUAAUCUUUUUCUUGUAAUGCAGAAGAAAGAGUUCGUUUAAGUUUAUUCAGGGAUUAUUUAUUUCAAUUUUUCAGUGUCUCCACCUAUAAAGUAUUAUUUUCUGUAUCUAC
Molecule: messenger RNA, 822 nt
Organism: Vigna umbellata (rice bean)
Lineage: Eukaryota; Viridiplantae; Streptophyta; Magnoliopsida; Fabales; Fabaceae
Product: 17.6 kDa class I heat shock protein 1-like
Biological process (GO): cellular response to heat
Source: RefSeq, a predicted model, not a curated record